AUGUCUUCGCCGGCACACGGCGGGACAGACGGUGCAGACGCGGAGUCGCCAAAAGGAACCCAACAGAGACCUCGCGCGCCCACGAUUAGUAUAGACGAUUCCGCCGUUAAUUCGCCUCCACCUCCCGAAGAACCUCCCAGCGCUGUUUCCGACAAGCCUGCACCGUUACCUCGGAUUCAAACAUCAGGUCUUGACUCGAGUCCUUCAUUGUCCUCUCCUUUCUCCAUAUCGCCAACGGACGUGCGCUCAUCCUCCGACGCCACCAACCGCGAGUCGCGCCCGACCUCUCCACACAAUGUGUCCUCUCCCAGAGGCCAGUUCCUUGAUGGCGCCUCUCAAAACUUCCUUGCCGUUCCCGGGUCAAGGCAACGGGCCACAUCGAUGGAGUCCCAGAAUUCAGCAUCCACGUCGGAAUUUGGAGGCGAGACGCAGAUAGCCUCUACACUUUCACCUGCAGAGGAUGCUCGGAAAAGCUCCUUCAAUAACAAUGACGAUGUGAUCAAUGAUACGGACGCACUGACGCCGGACCCAGGCACAGAGGAGGAUUUCAAGGUUGAGAACAACCCCUUCGCGUUUAGCCCUGGUCAACUGAAUAAGAUGAUCAACCCCAAGAAUCUGGCCGCUUUCCACGCCCUUGGCGGUCUUGGGGGCCUCGAGAAAGGCUUACGGACAAAUCGACACAGCGGCUUGAGCGUCGACGAAGUUGGCCUGGAAGGCUCAGUGGAUUUUCGAGAAGCGGUCCAGGCUGGCGCCGAAGCCGUGCAACACUAUGGGACUGUCAAGCGGACUACCACCGGCAUGUCAUUGACUGCACCUGCGAAGACUUCGGACAACUCGUUCGCCGACCGCAAGCGCGUCUUCAAGGACAAUCGUCUCCCCGAGAAGAAGGCAAAAACUUUCUGGCAACUUGCAUGGAUCGCUUAUAACGACAAAGUGCUGAUAUUGCUGUCCGUGGCUGCUGUUAUCUCGCUCGCGCUUGGAAUAUAUCAGACCGUCAAUCCUGCGCCUUCUGAAGAGCAUGAAGCGAAGGUCCAGUGGGUCGAGGGUGUCGCUAUCAUGGUUGCCAUUUUUGUGGUGACUUUUGUGGGAGCGCUCAAUGACUACCAGAAGGAGCGUCAGUUCGUCAAGUUGAACCGUAAGAAGGAAGAACGCUUUGUCAAGGUCGUCCGCUCGGGCAAGUCUCAGGAGAUUUCGGUCUAUGAUGUUUUGGUUGGAGAUGUGAUGCAUCUCGAGCCCGGGGAUUUGAUUCCUGUGGAUGGGGUCUUUAUCGACGGCCACAACGUGCGAUGUGAUGAGUCUUCUGCCACUGGGGAGUCUGACAUCAUUCGGAAAACAGCUGCCGACGAGGUUUAUCACGCCAUUGAGAACCAUCAGAGCCUGAAGAAAAUGGAUCCAUUCAUUCUGUCUGGCGGGAAGGUCUCUGAGGGUGUCGGCACCUUCCUUGUCACUGCGACUGGUGUCAAUUCCAGCUACGGCAAGACUUUGAUGUCGCUACAGGAUGAGGGUCAGACGACUCCACUGCAGAUGAAGCUGAACGUGCUUGCUGAGUAUAUUGCAAAACUUGGAUUGGCUGCUGGUCUACUUUUGUUUGUGGUCCUCUUCAUCAAAUUCUUGGCCGAGCUUAAGAACAUAGAAGGAGGCGCGCAAGUCAAAGGUCAACGCUUUCUUCAAAUCUUCAUCGUUGCGGUCACUAUCAUCGUGGUUGCGGUCCCUGAAGGUCUGCCGCUGGCUGUCACGCUAGCCCUUGCUUUUGCCACCACAAGGAUGCUGAAGGACAACAAUCUCGUGCGCCUGCUGCGCGCUUGCGAAACAAUGGGGAAUGCAACGACUGUCUGCUCUGACAAAACUGGGACACUGACGCAGAACAAAAUGACAGUCGUGGCAGGGACGCUGUCUACCGCUUCUAGAUUCGGCGACAAGCAGCAGCCGAUCAACUCGACGGCUGCUUCAGACGCCAAACUCUCCGGCCCUACUGAAGUCACCAAUGAUGUCUCGGCUGCCGAAUUCUAUACAACGCUCUCCCAAGACACCAAGUCACUCCUCAAGGAUUCAAUCAUUCUCAACUCCACUGCGUUCGAAGGGGAAGAAGAUGGCAAACCUGUCUUCGUCGGCUCCAAGACCGAGACCGCUCUCCUUCAAUUUGUUGUUGAUCAUCUCCCGGUUGAAUCGAUUGGGGAAGAGCGAGCCAAUGCUGACAUUGCGCAAAUGGUUCCUUUCGACUCGGGCCGCAAGUGUAUGGCUGUGGUUAUCAAGCUGGCUAAUGGCAAAUACCGCAUGCUCGUCAAGGGAGCCUCCGAAAUCCUGAUCUCGAAAUGCUCCAGAAUUAUUAGCGACCCAACGAAGGAGCUGGUAGACGCCCCCAUAUCGUCGGACCAAGUGGAGACUCUGAACGGCAUUGUGAGCAAUUACGCGUCUCGCUCUCUGCGUACCAUUGCCUUACUCUACCGAGAUUUCAGCGAAUGGCCACCCCGGGGAGCAGCUCUCCCAGAGGAUAAGCGACAGGCGGACUUCGACAAGGUCUUUAAGGAUAUGAUUUUCCUUGGUGUGGUGGGCAUCCAGGAUCCGCUGCGUCCAGGUGUCGAGAAAGCAGUUCGGGACUGUCAAAUGGCUGGCGUUUUUGUACGCAUGGUCACCGGAGACAACAUUAUGACGGCAAAGGCCAUUGCUACCGAGUGUGGUAUCUUCACCUCUGGCGGAAUUGCUAUGGAAGGCCCGGUCUUCCGGAAAUUGAGUUCGAAACAGCUGACGCAGGUGAUUCCACGCCUACAGGUGCUUGCCCGAUCCAGUCCAGACGACAAGAAGCUGCUCGUAGGCCACCUCAAGAAGCUCGGAGAAACUGUUGCCGUUACAGGUGAUGGUACAAAUGACGCCCCAGCCCUCAAAACAGCAGACGUCGGCUUCUCGAUGGGUAUUGCAGGUACAGAGGUUGCCAAAGAAGCAUCGGCCAUCAUUCUCAUGGACGACAACUUUGCCUCGAUUGUCAAAGCUAUCUCCUGGGGCAGGACUGUCAAUGAUGCUGUGAAGAAGUUCUUACAGUUCCAAAUUACUGUCAACAUCACUGCAGUUUUCCUAACAUUCAUCUCCGCCGUUGCCAACGAUGAGGAAAACUCUGUGUUGACUGCUGUACAACUUCUAUGGGUCAACUUGAUCAUGGACACUUUUGCCGCUCUAGCACUCGCCACCGAUCCCCCUUCAGCGUCCAUACUGAAACGACGUCCGGAACCGAAAUCGGCCCCGCUGAUCACACUGACGAUGUGGAAGAUGAUUAUCGGACAGUCAAUAUAUCAGCUCGUGGUGACGCUCGUACUGUACUUUGCCGGCAAUAGCAUUCUGUCUUACCAAACUCCAGGCGAGCAGGACCGGCUUCACAGCACGAUCUUCAACACGUUUGUGUGGAUGCAGAUUUUCAACCAAUACAAUUCCCGCCGGCUGGACAAUAAAUUCAACAUCUUCGAGGGUGUCUUGCGCAACUACUGGUUCGUCGGAAUCCAGUUCCUCAUCGUCGGAGGACAAAUCUUGAUAAUGUUUGUUGGAGGACAGGCCUUCUCCAUUAACCGCAUCAAUGGGCCGCAGUGGGGAUAUUCGCUUGUGUUGGGCGCGCUCUCGGUGCCUGUGGCAGUCAUAAUACGAUUGAUACCCGACGAAUUGUUUGCAAGGUUGAUUCCACCUAUGCCUAGGAGAAAGAAGCGUGGACCGGAAUUUGUGCUCGAAGAUGACGAGAACGAGAAAGUGCACUGGAAUCCAGCACUGGAAGACAUUCGAGAAGAGCUGCAAUUCUUGAAGAGGAUCCGAGGCGGACGCAUCUCAGAGCUGACGUACAAGCUGCAGCACCCAAAAGACGCAUUUCUACCACGAUCUCGCAGCCCGUCCCGGUCCCGCUCGAAUAGCGAAUUGCCGCAGACCCCAGAUGGCGAACAAGCUGUGGUGGAUACGUUGACAGCAUCACCAUCGACUCCGGAGAAAUCCAAGCGGCGGGCUAGAGCAAGCUCGAAUUCGGUCUUCGGUCCCGCUACAGCCAUGGCAGGCAUCAUUGCAGGCAGCGUCGCUGGAGGAUGGUCACCAAUUGAACGACGGCCUGAAGAACAGGAAACCGUACGGUUCACGCGGUCUCGAUCGCACUCCGGUGUCGAAGGAACACCUGGAAUGGAGAUCCAUCCUGCCACGCCCGCAGAAGACCCUGUGUUUGCACGAACAGCCCCGAAAUCUGGGGUUCCUCCCAGCCAGGACCCAGAACUCGCGCCUCACUUCGAUCAUGCGCCACCGCACAGUCCUUCAACUCGAUCAAAAGGUUCACAUUCACGAAGUCCUUCUUCCACUGUUUGA
This is a messenger RNA of Cladophialophora yegresii CBS 114405, 4323 nucleotides long. RefSeq names its product Ca2+-transporting ATPase. The record is from RefSeq and is a predicted model, not a curated record. Bases 1 to 4323 code for a protein of 1440 amino acids. The transcript is spliced from 2 exons. Gene Ontology annotation, biological process: calcium ion transmembrane transport; intracellular calcium ion homeostasis. Gene Ontology annotation, cellular component: membrane; intracellular membrane-bounded organelle. NCBI's taxonomy places the organism in Eukaryota, Fungi, Ascomycota, Eurotiomycetes, Chaetothyriales, Herpotrichiellaceae. Gene Ontology annotation, molecular function: ATP hydrolysis activity; P-type calcium transporter activity; ATP binding.